GAGGAGGAGGAGGGAGCUCGCGCGCUCGAGACGUCGCGUUCCCGGGGAGCUCGUGCUGCGGCUCCUACUCCAAAACCUUGCUAAGCUAAGGCAGGGAAGUUGUAGCGGGAGAGGCUGCGGGUUGCAAUAGGCAGGAGUGAAGUGCCCGUGCCGUGCAAUGGGUGAUUGUUUCUCCGCUGUGGAAAGCGGGCAUCGCGUCUGGCGGAGGCUUGCAUUUCUCCUGCUGUGCCGAGAAAAUCCCACUCACCCGGAUUCCUCGUAGAAAGGAGGCAGGCAGAAAAGCAACAGGGAGGGGGAGCUGGAGCGAUUGCUGCAUCUAGUGCACAGGGAGGAGGGGGAGGAGGGGAAAAACUAGAGCAUGAAAUUCCGAGAAGGGCUUGCUGAGAAGGAUCCCCCGUGCAGCUGCAGAGAGGAAAACAGGAGGAGGAGGAGAUGCAACUGGUGUAACUGAGUCACCCUCCUUUCGCCGUAAAGAUAGUGAGAAAUUCCCCUCGGAGCCACUUUACAGAGCAAAUGACGGAACCUGCUUUUCCAGCUCGCUGAGUGGAUGGAUCCUUGUUAUUUUUUAAAUGCAUGCAUUUUUAUAGGCAGUGAAGCAAGAGUCUUCAAGUGGGUGGGAUGAGAGCUUUAGAAGCCUUUUUUUAAAAAGGUGCAUGAAGCGAGCAGAAUCGAGGCGCUUGUGAACCCCGCAAAGCCCAGCUCUUCGCUACCAGGGAGAGGAAGGGAAAGAUUUGACAAGAAGAGCAAGAUCUGGAACUGAUCCAAGGAGCAGCCAGGCAGCUAGUGGCCGUGACGUUGCAGAGUUUAAAGGGGGUAGAUGAGACCGAUCGGACGCUGACCGGGCGAAAAAGGGCUCCUCCGGGCGCCGCUUAGGAUCGGGAGCGCUUGCUUGCUUGCAGGAGACUGCCACCAAUAUGUUGUUGGCUUCGGCCGUGGUGGUUUGGGAAUGGCUGAACGAGCACGGGCGCUGGAGACCCUACAGCCCCGCUGUGAGCCACCACAUCGAGGCGGUGAUCCGAUCCGGGCCGAGAGUCGGGGGAAGCGUCGUCCUAGGCCAGGUGGACAACCGCUUGUCGCCUUAUAUCAUCGACCUGCAGUCCAUGCACCAGUUCCGCCAGGACACGGGCACCAUUCGCCCCGUGCGGCGCAGCUAUUACGACCCCUCCUCAGCCCCAGGAAAGGGCGUGGUGUGGGAGUGGGAGAAUGACAAUGGCACCUGGACUCCCUACGACAUGGAGGUGGGCAUCACCAUCCAGCAUGCUUACGAGAAGCAGCACCCCUGGAUUGACCUCACUGCCAUCGGCUUCUGCUACAUCAUUGACUUCAGCACGAUGGGGCAGAUCAACCGCCAGACGCAGCGCAAGCGCCGCGUCCGCCGCCGCCUCGACAUGGUCUACCCGUUGGUCACUGGCACCUUGCCCAAAUCCCAGUCGUGGCCUGCGAGCCCCGGGGUGGCCAGCACACCUCCUGCUCCGGCCUGCACUUGCCCCCAGUGCCUCCUCGUCAUGAGCAUCAAGGCGGCGGUGGCAGCCGGGAGCAACGGAGGGACUGGCGUUUCGGUCAGCCAGCAGCAGCUCUUGCAGCAGCAGCAGCCGCCCGCACAACCACCACCACCUCCCCGUAAAGCCGUCUCUCUUUCUGGCAGCGCCAAGCUCCCCAUGCCGGCAUCUAUCCACAAGCCCCAAGACGGAGCAGCUACCAUGCGCAGUUCCUUGAAAACCCUGGCCUCUCAGGUGAGCCGGAGGCAGGCAGCCAGCACUCCGGCCCUCACCUCAGCCAGCUCCCCUGCAAGCCCUACCAGUGCCAACGGCAAGGUGACCCGUGCCAGCCUUAAUACACUGAACCGUACCAACCUGCAGCGCCUAGCCAUUGCACAGUCCCGUGUGCUGAUUGCCUCGGGGGUCCCUACAGUUCCUGUGAAAAACCUCAAUGGCUCAAGCCCAGUCAACCCAGCACUGGCAGGCAUCACAGGGAUCCUCAUGAGUGCUGCUGGUCUGCCUGUCUGCCUCACUCGACCCCCAAAGCUGGUUUUGCAUCCCCCUCCAGUCAGCAAGAGUGAAAUCAAAUCCAUCCCUGGGAUAUCCAAUACUUGCCGCAAGACCACCAAAAAGCAGACCAAGAAAGGCAAAACCCCAGAGGAGGUGCUGAAGAAAUACUUGCAGAAGGUGCGCCAUCCCCCGGAAGAGGACUGUACCAUCUGCAUGGAGCGCCUCUCAGCCCCUUCAGGGUACAAGGGCCCUCAGCCAGCCAUCAAGCCAGACUUGGUGGGAAAGCUCUCCAAGUGCGGCCACAUGUAUCACCUCCACUGCCUUGUGGCCAUGUACAACAACGGGAACAAGGAUGGGAGUUUGCAGUGUCCAACCUGCAAGACCAUCUAUGGAGUGAAGACUGGCACCCAGCCUCCUGGGAAGAUGGAAUAUCACCUUAUUCCCCAUUCCUUGCCUGGGCACCUGGACUGUAAAACCAUCCGAAUUAUCUACAACAUUCCACCAGGGGUCCAGGGACCAGAGCAUCCCAAUCCUGGGAAGAGCUUCACUGCACGGGGCUUCCCUCGACACUGUUACCUCCCCGAGAGUGAAAGAGGUAGAAAGGUGCUGAAACUGCUUCUGGUAGCCUGGGACCGGCGCCUGAUCUUUGCCAUUGGCACCUCAAGCACCACGGGCGAGUCGGACACGGUGAUCUGGAACGAGAUUCACCACAAGACAGAGUUUGGCUCCAAUCUCACGGGCCACGGCUACCCUGAUCCCAACUACCUGGACAAUGUGCUGGCUGAACUGGCCGCUCAGGGCAUCACGGAGGAGAGUACGCUCCAGGAGAAGGAUUGAGGGCACGGGAGGAGGGGGUGGGGUGGGACAGGCUUUGCCCUGCCUGGGGCGGAGCUACGAAAAAGAGCCGCCGUUCCGUGGAUCAAGCUCCCUCUCCCUCGUCCACUGUGCCUGCUCUGCCCUCUCCGCCUCCUGCUGCCACAGCCACCACCUGCCUCUUAAAAGGCCUGGUUCUGCCUGCCCAGCAGUCCGCUUAGGGGCUCGCUCAGGUUGGAAGCCGCCAGUCCUACAGCAUUUGGCUGCUGGGAGCAAACGAGCCUGGGAAAGUUCCCCCCACCCAGCUUGUCUUGGGCCUGGGCUGCAGUGUCUUGAUGAGGCCUGGGGUUAUAUUAACCUCAGUACCCAAAGCUGCUUUUUAUAG
Lacerta agilis (Sand lizard) is the source of this 3186-nucleotide messenger RNA. RefSeq names its product deltex E3 ubiquitin ligase 4 (gene DTX4). The transcript has 9 exons. Gene Ontology annotation, biological process: protein ubiquitination; Notch signaling pathway. Gene Ontology annotation, cellular component: nucleoplasm. Gene Ontology annotation, molecular function: ubiquitin protein ligase activity; zinc ion binding. The record is from RefSeq and is a predicted model, not a curated record. NCBI's taxonomy places the organism in Eukaryota, Metazoa, Chordata, Lepidosauria, Squamata, Lacertidae. Bases 915 to 2825 code for a protein of 636 amino acids.